CUACAUCCUCGGCUUCUCGCCGUGCAUUUAUAUAGCUGCACACGGGGUGUUUGCUACGGUGAAGGGUUGAGCAUGCGCGACACUCAUCCUUUGUUAGCUUUUUUCUCUCCUAUCCAUCCAAAAUGGCUGUCUGGUAUGCUUUUGGCGUGGCUAUGUUCGCUGCCAUUGGAACUUUCUUGUUUGGAUUCGACACAGGCAUUGCCACGACAACAAUCGCCCAUCAAAGCUGGAUUGACUACAUGAAUCACCCGUCAAAUGGCUUGACAGGAGCCGUGGUGUCGGUAUAUAUCGCCGGUGAAGCAGUAGGUGCUCUUACUCAAACUGCGAUUGGAGACAAAUUAGGGCGUCUUCGGUUCAUGGAAGUGUCGUGCAUCGUGGUCACUAUCGGCACGGUCAUCCAGACCGCGGCAGUGAAUAUCGGAAUGUUUCUUGCUGGUCGUCUGCUGGCUGGCUACGCCGUUGGCGGAAUGGUCGCGACUGUCCCAAUCUACCUCAGCGAGAUAUCAGCCCCUCGGUACCGCGGUCUCAUCGGUGGCAUCUCAGGCUGCGGCAUCGCAUUCGGAACCAUGGCGUCGAACUGGGUCGGAUACGCCUGUAGCUUUGCUCCUUACGGUCAGGUCCAGUGGAGAGUUCCUCUAGCAAUCCAGGUCCCAUGGGGGAUUGUCAUGUUCGCCGGACUGGUCACCUUCAUGCCAGACUCACCACGCCAUUUAAUCCGAGUGGGUCAGAUCGAGAAGGCCCGCAGCGAAUUCAUCAGAGGCCGACGGGACUUACGUUCGGACGAGGCCCGCCACGAAUUCGCAGAGAUGGUCGCUCAGAUCCAAUAUGAAAAGGAGAGAGAGAUAACCUCCUACAAGGAGAUUUUUCGUUUGUUUCGACGACGAGCGUUAGUCUCAAUUGCCGUGCAGACCAUGACAAGUCUUACUGGGGUGAAUGUUAUACAGUACUACCAAACAACUCUAUACAAGUCCCUUGGCAUCGACUCCCACACCAUCCUCGCCCUGGCUGCUGUCUACGGCACUGUCGCCUUCCUCACCAAUUCCCUCACCACCAAAUACCUUACAGAUCAAUGGGGUCGUCGCAAAAUGAUCCUAGCCGGCCUCGCCGGGAUCAUCAUUGUCGAGAUAUAUGCCGCUAUCAUGCAGCGAGAAUUCCAGAACACGAACAACAGAGUCGGGAAGGGCUUCGCCAUCCUCGGGAUCUAUUUGUUUGUAGUGAUCUAUUAUGGUAUGCUCAACAGCACAACUUGGCUCUACGGCGCCGAGGUUCUGCCCAUCGCCCUUCGCAGCAAAGUCAUGGGACUGGCGGCAGCCUCUCACUUCAUCGUCAAUGUCGCAAUCACCGAAGCAGGCCCCAGCGCCUUUGCGAACAUCCACGAAAACUACUAUUACGUCUUCGUGGCCUGCACUUUUUUCUUCUUGGUCAUUGCCUAUCUAUACUUCCCGGAAACCAAACAAAAGACCUUGGAGGAAAUUGCCGCAUCUUUCGGCGACAAGCUGGUCGCGGCUGGCGAGCAGGGUGAAGAGGAGGAUCCGGAUGCGAAGCCCCAUUCCCAGCGGGUGGAGGUUGUUUACGGGGAGUAGGUAGGUAGGUAGGGAGAACAGUUGAGUGGAGUGAUGAAAGUCUGCGUGUUGGAAUCAUUGGAUAACUAAUGCCCUUUGUCUUGAUGAAGUUGUACCUGCUAUGCCU
Messenger RNA from Aspergillus saccharolyticus JOP 1030-1, 1689 nucleotides. It is a transcript of the gene hxt8, whose product is annotated as putative MFS monosaccharide transporter (Hxt8). Gene Ontology annotation, molecular function: carbohydrate:proton symporter activity. Gene Ontology annotation, cellular component: membrane. Gene Ontology annotation, biological process: carbohydrate transport; transmembrane transport. The coding region runs from base 123 to 1583 and encodes 486 amino acids. NCBI's taxonomy places the organism in Eukaryota, Fungi, Ascomycota, Eurotiomycetes, Eurotiales, Aspergillaceae. The record is from RefSeq and is a predicted model, not a curated record. The transcript is spliced from 12 exons.